UGAACUAUAAAUGACAACUCAGCAAGCUGGUGACUCCACUGGAUUUCCUUACUUUGUUAAAUUAAAAUAUAUUAUGGAAGUUAUGAAGAUCGUCAUAGUUUUAGAGAUUCUGUUUGCCUCAGUUUUAUCUGCUCUGGAAGGACCAGGUGAAAUCAGAGGUUCUGUUGGAACAUCAGUUACUGCAACAUGCAAGAACAAAGACAAAAGUAUCAGUAAUAACCAUAAAUACUGGUGCAAGGGAUACUACAGCGUUUCAUGUGAUGUCCUUAUUCAGACUAACGGCUCUGAAGUGAUUGUGCACAGAGACAGAAUGUCUAUCAGCGAUAACCAGACAAUUCAAGAAUUCACUAUAACAUUACAGAAUCUCACGCUAAAUGAUACUGGAUGGUACUGGUGUGGAGUCAGCAAACCUCACAGAUUGGAUGUUAUGCAUAGUAUUAAACUAAGUAUAACUGAAGCUCCACCAGUUACUGUACCGCCCAGCACAGACAGUUCUAUAGCACUACAGACAACAUAUGGAAACUUAGAGACUAGUACCUUUCAGAGUGAUUAUGGUUCAUCAACAAGCAAUCUAUGUGUUGUUACAAGUCCACCGAAGUUCACCAAUCUGCCGAUUUUAGCCCCGGUGGCAGUUCUUCUUUUCCUGCUACUACUUGUUGCUGUCAUCACUACACGAAAGCUGCAGAGAAGAAGUAAGUUAUGUAAGUCAUGA
Protopterus annectens (West African lungfish) is the source of this 712-nucleotide messenger RNA. RefSeq names its product CMRF35-like molecule 1. The coding region runs from base 11 to 712 and encodes 233 amino acids. The transcript is spliced from 4 exons. NCBI's taxonomy places the organism in Eukaryota, Metazoa, Chordata, Ceratodontiformes, Protopteridae. The record is from RefSeq and is a predicted model, not a curated record.